GCCAGGACAUUUCAGCGCUGUGACCUAUGCAGACAAUUAAUGGGCUGUAUGGGACAAUGGAGGUAGGUUGCACACGGGCUCUUGAGAGGAUCAAUAAUGCAGCACACUGCUCUGAGGAAGAGGACGAGGAGGCAUCAGAGAUGCCUGCACAUUCAGUCGACGCGUUGAAACAGAGACUUGAGGCAGAGACAGCUGUCAAGCAAGCUGGGAGAAUGCUCGCACGCUUGGGCCGUAUCUCAACUGCACCAGCUCCAACAAUCUUUGACAGCAUACAAGCAAACAACAAACCUCCUUCACUGGACCUUGGAUUGAAACCAACCAUUCCAGAGAUGUCGACUUUCGGGAAGGCGGAGAGCAUUGAUGCCUCUAGCCAAGGGGGAGCUAAAUCGGACCAGCCGUCCAGGUGGGAGAGCGAGUCCUUCUCUUCAGAGCAGGUUCCUGAGACAAAACACUCCCCAUCCUUUGGUACGGGGAGUGUUUGUGCUCACGGAAGUCCUCAACACUCCUUACUUGUGUCAAGUGCAAGUUUUGCCCGGACUGAAGGGAAAUAUAAACUGCCUUCGUCUGAUGCUUCUGUCUCUACAGCAUCAAAAGCCCCUCAGGAAAGGGAUUCUGCUGAGAAUGUUGAAGUUGGGGUACCCGCUGGCAACAGGCCAACACAUAAUAUUAGUGGUGGCCUUUCAUUGCCAAUCCCUAAAAAGGACAGCUGGGAUGGCUUUCCUGUGUCAAAUAUUUUCAGGAGUGGCUCCGACGCAAGUGGCAUUGGUGAUGAGGGCGGUCAUGAUGGGCAUAAACGCCACUCAUCUGAAGGCGGGCUUCAUUUGCCGUUUCUACGACCCUCGGGGAAGAGGCUUGGUGAUUAUCCCCCCUCUGAGAGGACUGACUUUGAAGAACCAGGCACAAGCGAUUAUCCCCCCUCUGAAUGGGUCUCACUUAGAUUAGGAAAGCAAAAUAUGGUGCGGAAGUCAAGUGGCAAGAUGUCAAGUGCACAGACUCAAGUAAUGGGCAGUGCCAACUCAGCUGCAGGGGAGGAAGGGCAGGUGAAGAACACUGGGCAGAUUGCCUCUGGUCCGUGGAGUGGCUCAGUGGAAGAAGCUAGAGAAGAUGGAAAAUCUGCCAAGGGUGGUAUGGAAUCAGCACCUUAUGGGGUCACCGUGUCAGGCACAAGAAUCGAGACAACUGUUCCUGUUGCUGGUACUCAGUCCUCAGCAACUCCCUCAAGCCAUUCUGGUGGAAUGUCCCCUUUCGCUAUGUCUGGUAAAACCAAUUCGUGCCCUAGUGGCAAUGAAGCUGCAGCAAGGCCAGUAUUGCCUGAUGGUGAAUCUCCUUCUGAAGAGAAUGUAGCUGGUCAUGAUGCAAAUGUGCCUUUAAAAGUAUUGACGACGCCUUCAGCAAAGCCAGUCCCACAAGGACAUCUACUCCCAACUGCAGCUCCUGCAGUUGCUGAUGGAGCCACGGGCCCUCCUCAGCCACCUUCCCUUAGGUCUGAUGGACUGCCCUUGGGUGGUGCUUCAGUCCCUCAUCACCUAACCCCUUCAUACUCGCGCCCAGAUGUAAAAGAAAGUGGCACAUUUGAAACCAAUCCGUGCCCUAGUGGCAAGGAAGCUGCAGCAAGGCCAGUAUUGCCUGAUGUUGCUGAAGAGAAUGUAGCUGGUCAUGAUGCGAAUGUGCCUUUAAAAGUAUUGACGACACCUCCAGCGAAGCCAGUCUCACAAUCACAUCCGCUCCCAGCUGCAGCUCCUGGAGUUGCUGAUGGAGCCACGGGUCCUCCUCAGCCACCUUCCCCGAGGUCUGAUGGACUGCCCUUCGAUGGUGCUUCAGUACCUCAUCUCCUAACCCCUCCAUUCUCGCGCCCAGAUAUAAAAGAAAGUGGCUCAUUUCGCCCAGAGGCAACUAAUUCUGAAGGACCUGUGCAAUCACCAGAUUAUAACCUGAGGAACAUCUACUGGACAAAGGUUAACAGAAUUAGCGGGACCAUAUGGGAGGACCUUAGUAAGGAGCACGAACUUCUUGCACUUAUUGCAUUUAGCAAGCAACGGCGGGAUGCACUACAUUAUUUAUUCAAAGUGAAGCAGCGUAAAUCUCCAGCGGUCACAAGCACGAAAUCACAGGCUACAGUGCAGUUGGUGACAAUUACAAGGGCAAACAAUGUGGCAAUCAUGCUAACACAAUUUAAGAUGCCAUUUGAGAAGAUCAAGAACGCUGUUCUCAGUGGGGAAGUUGAAGGGGUGUUCACACUUGACAAAUUGAAACUGUUGCUGCAGGUUUUACCGACAGAGGAGGAGAUACCUUUGUGCCUUGCUUUCAAGGGUGAUCCGUGUACUCUCUGUCUUGCAGAGCAGUUCCUUUAUACUAUGUCCAGAGUCACAAGGCUUCGUCAAAAGAUAGAGGUUCUUAUCUUUAUACGACAGUUUGAAUUGGUAGUGGAGGAGUUAACAGACGCUCUGGUACUGUUGUAUGAUGCUUGUGUUCUGGUUCGGAAGAGCCAUCUCUUCAAGGCAGUUUUGAUUGUGACGCUGGCUGCUGGCAAUGAACUUAACUCUGGGUCAGCCAGAGGUAAUGCGAUUGCGAUAAAAUUUGACACUAUCUUGAAGCUUGGUGAACUGAAGGUUACACCUCCACCAAUUCAUAGCCCCAAAGCAAAACCAGCACCAUUUCUAGGCAAGCGGGGGGGUGGCAAUCCUCCGCCCACACAAGCGAAACCUCCGCCCAAGAAAGAGGAAGUGGACGAGUUUGGGCUCCCAAUCCCAACUGGGCCAAUGAGGAGGGCACGCACUCUCCUCGACUAUGUCGCAGCAAUCUUGAUUGACGCUCACCUUCUGGACGAUGAUAAGUGCUUAACAAGGGAAUUGGCAAAAGUUGGACCAGCAUCGAAGUACUUGCAGGUACAUCGAAGACGAAGCUGGAGCGAUGGCGUCACAGGUAAGCUUUCAGAGGAGGAGAUCAGCGAAGAUACGGCCUUUCUGUCCACCGUGGUGCAACUUGAAGGGAGUCACGUCGAUCGUCGGAUGCAACGCAGUGUUGUAAGCGAAAUCGAUGUAGGGGAGGCGGUCAACCCAAUCCUUCCUGUCCGCACGGAUGAGCGUACGAAGCAUCAUUUGAGCGGUUUGAUGUGCCCGCUCCGUUUGCCCGUCCGUUUGUGGAUGCGGAGCCAAACUCGGUUUCAUUUCGGUGCCGGAUUCUUGCAUGAGAGAAGUCCAAAAUGCCGACACGAAACGAGUGUCGAGGUCGCUAACGAUAUCUUCCAGAACGCCAUGGCUGCAAAUCCAGCCGGUGUGCAAGAGGCGGGCAAGCUCGGGAGCCGUGGCGUUGUACUUGCAAGGAAGAAAAUGCGCGUAUUUACUUUAUCGGCCAACGACCGUGAGGAUGUUGUCGUGCCCGAGGUGGUCGCGGGGAAACAGGACGGUGACGUGCAUAGCAAUGGAGAGGUUGGGUUCCCGUGGGAUAGGCAACGGGCGCAACUCGCCGUAGGGAUUGCCGUUGCGGGGCUUGCUUCUUUGUCAAACUUCGCAAGAGUCGCAAUACCUAGUGACAUCGGUAAUGAGGUCGGGCGGCCGGAAUCGUCGUCGAAGUCUUGUGAUUGUUCGGUUGACUCCGAAGUGUCUGGCGAGUUGCGAGUCAUGGUACUCUCCGAGGAGGCGAGUUUGGAGGCGACGGUCUUGUGGGACGCAUAAUUAGUGAAGAAGGAGAAAUUGGAGGAACAGGUUUUUGUUGCCUAUGUUUGGCCAGCAACUGAGCCUUCGGAAGAAAAGUCGAUGGACCCUGCGAUCGCCAAGCUGCUGGAAGAGUUUGAGGAUUUAACUGAGCCGUCGACAGGCACGGUGCCGCGGCCCAUCCAGCACCGUAUCGAGAUAGAGCCUGGCAGUAGAACUCCUAAGGGUGCUGUGUAUAGGAUGUCCCCACGGGAGUUAGAGGAGCUUCGCAAGCAAUUAGACGAGCUCGUCGAGAAGGGUUGGAUAAGGCCCAGUUCGUCUCCUUUUGGAGCGCCUGUUCUCUUUGUUCCUAAGAAAGAGAAAGAGCUAAGAAUGUGUAUAGACUAUAGGGGUCUGAAUGCUAUUACAGUGAGGAAUGCUGAGCCACUGCCUAGGAUAGAUGAUCUCAUAGAUCGAGUGCAGGGGGCGAAGUAUUUCUCCAAGAUAGAUUUGAAGUCCGUAUAUCAUCAGAUAGAAGUGCAUCCUAAUGAUCAGUAUAAGACCGCCUUUCGAACUAGAUAUGGGCACUAUGAGUUCAUAGUGAUGCCCUUUGGACUAACCAAUGCGCCAGCUACGUUCCAGCGUUGUAUGAACGAUUUGUUUAGGCAUUGGUUAGACAGAUUCAUCGUAGUUUACUUAGACGACAUCCUAGUGUUUAGCAAGACCCUCGAGGAGCACCAGGGUCAUCUUAGGCAGGUCUUGGAGAAGCUGAGGGAAGCCAACUUCAAGAUCAAUGCAAAGAAGUGCGAUUGGGCAGAGACCCAAGUUUUAUACCUAGGCCACGUCUUAGACGGAGACGGCGUCAAACCAGAGGAUUGUAAGACCACAGCCAUUAGAGAUUGGCCCAUGCCACGUACGCUGACGGAGUUGCGCUCGGUCCUGGGCUUAGCUAACUACUACAGGAAGUUCGUGAGGAACUUCUCCACCAUCGCUGCGCCCCUUCGUAGAUUGUUGAGGAAAGAGACCAUCUGGAAGUGGGACAAGGACUGCACGUCUGCCAUGAAGAAAUUAAAGCAGGCGUUGAUAGAGCACCUGGUCCUUAAGGUAGCCGACCCGUCCUUGCCCUUUGUCGUCACUACGGAUGCUAGCCAGUACGGCAUAGGCGCGGUGUUGCAGCAAGACGAUGGCAACGGUUAUAGACCCGUAGAGUUCAUGUCCGCCAGGAUGCCUUCAGAAAAGGUCGCGACAUCUACCUAUGAGAGGGAACUCUACGCUCUCAGGCAAGCCUUAGAACAUUGGAAGCACUACUUGCUUGGGAGGCACUUCAAAGUCUAUUCCGAUCAUGAGACGUUGAGAUGGUUAAAGACGCAGGCCAAGAUGACACCUAAGCUUACUAGGUGGGCCGCAGAGAUAGAUCAGUAUGACUUUGAGCUCAARCCAGYCAAGGGAAAGUAUAACGUAGUUGCGGAUGCUCUGAGUAGGAGAGCUGAUUACUUUGGGGCAAUAGUGCAUUACCUAGACAUAGGGAAGGACCUGCAGCAGAAGAUUAGAGAAGCCUAUGCGCAGGACCCUAUCUAUACGACGCCCCCUCCAUCGGACGAUUCCCAGGCAUCGCAAACACCUCCCACUGCCUCAUGCUCCUCUACCCUUCCUCCGGGUGCAUCCGCUAUCACCUUCUCCGAUGUUGUUGAGGAACAAGCCCGACACGAUCAGCUUGUCCGCCUAGGCAAGGAACAACGCCGCCUCAACACCAUCAUCUCCACCGCCAACUCAUCCCGUUUCCACCUCAAAUUCAUCGCUGCCACCCUAGGUGCGUCUACAACAAAGUUCUGGGCCCUCCUCGACAUUGGAGCCACCGGUAACUUCAUCACCGACGCGUGUGUCCGCAAAGCCGGUCUUACCUCUACCGGCUAUGACUCCCCGAUCACGAUUCGCCWAGGGGACAAAGACACCGCCGUCGUAGUAGACCGCACGGUUCCCGAGACCAUCAUGACCGUCGGAACCCUCCGCAGUCAGGUCUCGUUUGAUGUCAUGCACUUGAUGUGCGACAUCGUCUUAGGAACCCCGUGGCUGGACCGCUACAUGCCAUACGCAUUCCACCCCAACUUCCUUCGCCUCAUCAACCCCCCCGCCACAACCAUUGACAUCCCCUAUCUCCCAUAUUCGACCUCCCAAGGCUCUGUCACCCCGCACCAAUUCCUCCACAUGGCUCGCCUAAACCCUGACUCCGCCUACUACUGUCUUGUCCUUKAUCGCAAAAGUCCCAAGGAUUUACUCCCGACGGACAAACCCGAUCAAGCCCCGCCUGCCAACCCCGCCAUCACUUCAAUCCUCGACGAGUUCAGGGACGUCUUUCCCGAGUCCUUACCCGCUGGACUACCUCCGGAUCGUGGCGUAUCGCAUACCAUCGAUUUGGAACCCGGACAUUCUCCACCUUGCCGCCCUCCAUACCAACUCUCUGUCCCCGAAGCCGAAGAAAUGAAACGGCAACUCCGUGAACUCCUUGAAAAAGGGUUCAUUAAGCCAAGUUCAUCCCCCUUCGGAACCARCUGCCUUUUCGUCAAGAAAGGUGGAACUUCGGAACUCCGCAUGUGCACAGACUACCGCGCCUUUAACCGGAUCACGAUCAAGAACAAGUACCCCCUACCUCGGAUUUCUGAGCUCCUUGAUCGUCUUCGUGGAGCCAAGUACUUUACCAAGAUUGACCUUCGUAGUGGUUUCCACCAGAUCCGUAUCYGCGAGGAGGACACUCACAAGACCGCCUUCCGCUCUCGGUUCGGGCACUACGAGUUCCUCGUGAUGCCAUUCGGACUCACCAAUGCCCCCGCUACCUUCCAAUCCACCAUGAACCACAUCUUCCGCAACCUCCUCGAAGUUUGUGUCGUUGUCUACCUUGAUGACAUCCUUGUCUUCAGCCCCACCUUCGAGUCCCACCUUCAGCACCUCCGCCAAGUCCUCGCGAUCCUCYGAGAGCAAAAAUUCUACGCCAAGCUCAGCAAAUGUACGUUUGCCACUUCGAGCGUCGAAUACCUCAUACAUAUUGUCUCCGCUGAAGGCAUCCGUAUGGACCCCUCAAAGGUCACAACCCUCGUUGAGUACCCCCCACGAAAGACCCUCCUCCAACUCCGUUCCUUCCUUGGCCUUGCCAACUAUUACCGCCCGUUCAUUCGCAACUUUUUCGAGAUCUCGUACCCUCUCCACGAACUCACCCGCAAGGACGAGCCUUUCCAUUGGAACGAUCGCCGCCAACAAGCUUUCGACUUACUCAAGCAAACCAUCACCACGGCCCCUGUCCUCAAGAUCGCUGACCCCACUCGCCAUUUCUAUGUCACCACUGACGCCUCCGACUUCGCCAUCGGAGCCGUACCGUCCCAACAUUUCCCCCGCGACACCGCCGAGACCCCCCCCAUCAAGGACUCGUCCACUCACCUCGAGGCUCCACCUGGCGAAUACCCUAUCGCCUUCGCAAGCAAGAAGCUCCUUCCCGCGGAGAUGAAUUACCCCUCCAACGAGAAGGAACUCCUCGCCGUGAUUCACRCCCUCACARUCUGGCGCCCGUACCUCGACGGGCAAUACUUCACCAUCCGCACUGACAACACCAUCGUCUCCUCCAUCCUCUCCAAGAAAGAUAUCACUCCACGCCAAGCCCGCUGGCUAGACUUCCUUGCCCAUUGGUUCCGUCGUCUCCACCGGAUCAACAUUCCAUGCUUGGAGUGCGGCGGUAUGAGCGGCUUCCUGCUGCACGAGGACAGAUGCGGCAUCUCUUCGAGCUUUGUUAUGGUUGGCAGCUGCUUCAGCGUGCUGCCGGCGCCGUUGCUCCGCAUCGCGUGCAAUGGCAUUGAGGUGUGCCGUUCCGGCUGCCGCCUCGCGUUGUUGUUCCCCUUGUACUCGUUGCAUGUAGGUGCCCAGGCGGGCCAGGAAGGCCAUCAUGUUCUCUCCUUGCUGCCGGACUGGUGCAGUGUCGAGGGCUCCCAAAGGUGUCGCAGUGGAACCCACCUGCUGGACCUGUGGGACCAGGGGGUUCGAGCUGCACGCCUCGCGUGGACUGCCGGAUGCGGCAUUGUCCACCGUGGGGUUGCCCUGGGCGUCCAUUGCAGAGGGGUGGGGCAGGGGAAGCUGCUCUUCCGCUGCGGCUGCGCGCCCUUCACGUGCUGCGAUGCGUUUGCUGCGUCGGAGCAUAAGCUGCAGUUAGCUGUACAGUGUCGGCUGACGAGGUACUACCGACGUGGCACUGCUGCUGUCGUGGCACUGUUGAUGUGGCACUGCUGCUGCCGUGGCACUGCGGACUUGGCACUUACCAAAACGGGAAUGCAGGCAAAAGGGUUGGGUGGGAGGGAAAACGCAGGAAGGUGCGGAUGUGCUGGAGACGAAGCUGGAGCAAUGGCCACACAGGUAAGUCUCAGAUUAGUGAAGGAGAAAUUGGAGGAACAGGUUUUUGUUGCCUAUGUUAGGCCAGCAACUGAGUCUACGGAAGAAAAGCCGAUGGACCCUGCGAUUGCCAAGCUGCUGGAAGAGUUUGAGGAUUUAACUGAGCCGCCGACAGGCACGGUGCCGCGGCCCAUCCAGCACCGUAAUGAGAUAGAGCCUGGCAGUAGGACUCCUAAGGGCGCUGUAUAUAGGAUGUCCCCACGGGAGUUAGAGGAGCUUCGCAAGCAGUUAGACGAGCUCCUCGAGAAGGGUUGGAUUAGGCCCAGUUCGUCCCCUUUCGGAGCGCCUGUUCUCUUUGUUCCUAAGAAAGAGGGAGAGCUGAGAAUGUGCAUAGACUAUAGGGGUCUGAAUGCUAUUACAGUAAAGAAUGCUGAGCCACUGCCAAGGAUAGACGAUCUCUUAGAUCGAGUGCAGGGGCCCAAAUAUUUCUCUAAGGUAGAUUUAAAGUCUGGAUAUCAUCAAAUAGAGGUACAUCCUGAUGAUCAGUAUAAGACAGCUUUCCGGACUAGGUACGGGCAUUAUGAGUUUAUAAUGAUGCCCUUUGGACUAACCAACGCGCCAGCUACGUUCCAGCGCUGUAUGAAUGAUUUGUUUAGGCCAUGGUUAGACAAAUUUGUCGUAGUUUAUCUAGAUGACAUUCUCGUGUUUAGUAGGACCCUCAAAGAGCACCAGGGUCAUCUCAGGCAGGUCUUGGAGAAGCUGAGGGAAGCUAACUUUAAGAUCAAUGCAAAGAAGUGCGAUUGGGCGAAGACCCAAGUUUUGUAUUUAGGCCACGUCUUAGACGGAGAUGGCGUUAAGCCAGAGGAUAGCAAGAUCGCAGCGAUUAGAGAUUGGCCCACGCCACGUACGCUGACAGAGUUGCGCUCGUUCCUGGGCUUAGCUAAUUACUACAGGAAGUUCGUGAGGAACUUCUCCACCAUCGCUGCGCCCCUUCGCAGAUUGUUGAGGAAGGAGACCAUCUGGAAGUGGGAUAAGGACUGCACGUCUGCCAUGAAGAAGUUAAAGCAGGCAUUAAUAGAGUAUCCAGUCCUUAAACAAGACGAUGGCAAUGGCUAUAGACCCGUAGAGUUCAUGUCCGCCAGGAUGCCUUCAGAGAAGGUCGCGACAUCUACCUACGAAAGGGAACUCUACGCUCUCAGGCAAGCGUUAGACCACAAGAAGCACUACUUGCUUGGGAGGCACUUCAAAGUCUAUUCUGACCAUGAAACAUUACGAUGGUUAAAGACGCAGGCCAAGAUGACACCUAAGCUUACUAGGUGGGCCGCAGAGAUAGAUCAGUACGACUUUGAGCUCAACCCUGUCAAAGGGAAGUACAACGUAGUCGCGGAUGCUCUGAGUAGAAGAGCUGAUUAUUUUGGGGCAAUAGUACAUUACCUCGAUAUAGGAAAGGAUCUGCAGCAGCAGGUUAGAGAAGCCUACGCGCAGGACCCUAUCUAUGGUGAGCUCCUWAAGAAAGUCAAGGAGGCCCCAGAGACCGAGCUGAACUACCGCACUACUGAAGGGUUUCUUUUUGAGAAGACUAAUGUUUUUGACCGAUUGUGCAUCCCCGAUAGCGAAGAGAUCCGCAGUCUGAUCCUGGGAGAAUGCCAUGACACGGAGGGUCAUUUUGGUUGGCAAAAGACCUUAGCCAAUCUGAUGCGCGCGUAUACCUGGCCAGGGAUGAAGAAUGACUGCGUAGAGUAUGUUCGCAGUUGUAAGCAGAGCGAGUUAGUGAAUUCCCUGGCAUCGCUGCAGAAAGGGUUGGCACAUGCCCGUGAGGAGCAAGCAGCAGCAAUAGGUGCAUCCAGAGAUCAAUCCAGCGAUGAGGCCUUUGCGAACAAGAUUUCUGCUUUUCUGGAUAAAGCAGAUGCAAGAAGAAUGGCACUUGCCGAGGUGGCAGAAACAACAAGGUUGACUGUCCGAUCGCUGGCCAGUUAUCUCGGCGAGGAUCCAGACACAACCCCACCUGAGGACAUGCUUGGAAAAAUUUGGACAUUUGCACAGCAACUUGAUAGAUCACAGCGGAUUUUACUAUCAGAUAAAUGAGGGCAAAGCCUGAGUUGGGGUGGGAGAGUGAGAUCAUGGUUUCUGUCUCUGCCUCUGUUCCUGUGCCUACUUCUAUCCUCCCCUGUUUCCCAUCUCUGCCCCCCCCCCCCCCUUGGCCCACAGCCCCCCCUCUCUCUCUCUCUCUCUCUCUCUCUCUCUCUCUCUCCCCCUCGUCUCCCCCCUGUGUGUGUGCGUGUGUGCGAGGCACACGCUAGUGCACACAGAGGGAACGAUUUCUCAUGCUUGAUGAGGCAUCACACAAUGAGCUGAACAUCGAUGUUCAUGGGACAGAGCCAUAUAUCACUUUCUCUUUUGGAUUCCAGGUUGAGAAUUUGCUGUCAAUAAAGUGUCCUUUUUAAUCAAGUUACCGUGUAUUCUCUUUUCAAUCUCCCCCCAGGAAACUCCUGGUUCUUGUUGGCGCAUAGCCAUCUCUAUGUAGCCUGGUUCUUAUUGCAUGUCACUCUGUUGUAAUCUUGACAAGUUGAUAUCUGUUACACUUGUUAAAUGUUCUGUGAUGUGUGGGUGAUAAAUUUGCAGACCACUU
Molecule: messenger RNA, 10629 nt
Organism: Chara braunii
Lineage: Eukaryota; Viridiplantae; Streptophyta; Charophyceae; Charales; Characeae
Source: the annotation of a GenBank genome assembly